GCCAUUAUUCUAACAUCAAAAACGUAAAUAACAGACACUUCUUUUCUUUUUGGCGAACUUCUGCCCGUGAGAACUAUAUUCAAACAAUUUCUUUUACUGUUUUUGUAUCUUAGAAAAGAGAACCAGUUCUAUUAAUAUUUCAUAUUAGUGGUUAUUUAUUUACUGAGUUGAAAUAGUUUACAAUGGGAAAAACCUCAAAGGAUAAACGUGAUAUAUAUUAUCGGCGGGCCAAAGACGAAGGCUGGAGGGCCAGAAGUGCGUUCAAAUUGCUCCACGUGGACGAGGCCUACGGAAUUCUAAAUGGUGUUCAGCGGGCAGUCGAUCUAUGUGCUGCUCCUGGCAGCUGGUCCCAGGUCCUCUCCCGGAAACUCUAUGAUGCCUGCGAAACGGACGAUGAAAAGGCCGCUGUUAAGAUCAUAGCCGUUGAUCUGCAAGCCAUGGCACCGAUCCGAGGAAUACUCCAGCUCCAGGGAGAUAUCACAAAGCAGUCCACCGCAGAAGCAAUCAUCGGUCACUUUGGUGGGAAUGAGAAAGCCCAGUUGGUGGUCUGCGAUGGAGCCCCCGAUGUCACCGGUGUGCAUGAAAUGGACGAGUACAUGCAGCAUCAGUUACUUGUAGCUGCUCUGAGCAUUGCCACCUGUGUACUGGAAACUGGCGGAACUUUUGUGGCCAAGAUUUUCAAGGGUAAUGCCACCUCACUAUUAAGCUCCCAGAUGCAGAUAUUUUUCAAGAAAUUCGACAUCUAUAAGCCGCCGAGUUCGCGCCCUUCGAGCAUUGAAGCCUUUGUAGUUUGCUCCGACUUCUGCCUUCCCGAGGGCUACAUUCCUCAAGUGAUUAACCCUGCUCGAGAUGAUAUACGUCUACUGGCAGAGAAAACCGGGUCAGAGGUAAACCGUCGCCUAGUUCCUUUUAUAGCUUGCGGAGACUUAAACAGGUUAAGUGAUCCCAAAGAGGGCCAGAUUUCCCCCUCAGAUGAAUCCAAAUCAUACGUAGAGUAUGUUUACGAUGCUGUUAUGGACGACGCAUCUUAUCCCCUGGAAUUUAAGGAGAUUCUAAUGCAAGUGUACGAUGAACAAUUCCAUAUCAACUAAAUGUUUCUAAAAUAAAACUUAAAAAUUGAAAUUCAA
This is a messenger RNA of Drosophila teissieri, 1127 nucleotides long. RefSeq names its product putative tRNA (cytidine(32)/guanosine(34)-2'-O)-methyltransferase 1 (gene Trm7-32). Gene Ontology annotation, molecular function: tRNA methyltransferase activity. The coding region runs from base 183 to 1091 and encodes 302 amino acids. The transcript is spliced from 4 exons. Gene Ontology annotation, cellular component: cytoplasm. The record is from RefSeq and is a predicted model, not a curated record. NCBI's taxonomy places the organism in Eukaryota, Metazoa, Arthropoda, Insecta, Diptera, Drosophilidae. Gene Ontology annotation, biological process: cytoplasmic translation; tRNA methylation.